Molecule: messenger RNA, 2241 nt
Organism: Pararge aegeria (speckled wood butterfly)
Lineage: Eukaryota; Metazoa; Arthropoda; Insecta; Lepidoptera; Nymphalidae
Exons: 3
Coding region: 65-871 (268 amino acids)
Source: RefSeq, a predicted model, not a curated record
GGCCCCGCAGUCUCGCUAGAUCGUUCGACACAAAACUACGCUGCGUAACCGUGGAUAAUUAACAAUGGAUUCAAACACAAGCUCAACCGAAUUGACUCCGAAAACCGAGGUCGACCCCGACGAUACAUCGAAGCGAGUACAGUGGACUUCCGAGAACACCGUGAAACUGAUAGAGGUGUUCGAGAAAGAGUGUAAAGAGCUAUGGGAUCCGAAGCAUCACUUGAACAAGGAUCGGGCGGCUCGGCAAGCGAGACUGGAACACCUUGCUGGCGUGUUCGCUACUAAUUCAGAGGAAAUAAGCCGGAAACUGCACAAUUUGCGGACGCAGUUUAAUAACGAGCUAAGAAAGAUUAAGAGGAGGGCAGCCGCAGGGGAUUCGAGUGCUGCAGGGACCAGCGGGUGGGAGUACUUCGAGUCGCUACUGUUCCUGUUGAGAGAACCCCUUGUUAAUACAACUGAAGGGAUGGACGCGGUUAAUUUGGCGCUGGCGGAGUUUCAAGCAGAUGAGGAAAUAGAAUUGGAGGCUGCCGCGGAAGCUCGCAGUCGCUAUCCCGCACAGCCCAGUGUGACUCUGCGAAAGCCAACGAUGAGGGUGGCCGCAUCUGCCCCCAAUCCGUUACCAGCCAGUGCCAACCCGAUGCUGUGGCCCGAUGAACCGAGGCUAUAUCCCAACAACAACCCCGAUGAAUGCCAGAUAUUUGGCGACUUCGUCGCUUCGGAGCUGCGCACUCUCCGCAACCUGGAGAACAGAAACAGGUUGAAGAGGAUCAUCCAAAAAGCCAUCCUUCAGGUUGCAGAAGAGGAAGAUUCCCACGUCCUAGUGCUACGCCGCAGCCGAUUGGGGUCUAUGCCUUCUGGCUCAUUCAAUUAGGAGCACCCAUCCUAAACUUGAUAUUAUAUGAAUAUUUCAUCUGCUUUUGGCCACUUUUGUUUCUUUCGCACGGUCGUCCCAACAUCUACUGUACAUAGACCUCUUUAGAGAUUUUGAAAUUCCCUACGACUAGCAUUUCUACAAGUGGAGGAUCGCAACGCUACAUUUCCAAUGCGAGGUCAACGUUACAGCACCUUGAUGGAACAACUGGGAGCGGCCCAGAAUCGUUGAUCUUAGACCGCCCUACAAAAUACCUAUUUCCAGCACCGGACGUCAAUCGGGUGAAGUGGUGAUGACAAGACCACGUCGUGUAUCAAACUUACAAGAUCAUCAUCUCCCCCUUGACUAUUUUGUUGAGGUUUUGGAAGUAUGUACCAUAAGGGUUGUAACAGCAUCACCGGGGUUUUAUUUUACUCCUUGUUCCACGUUUGUUGAGAAAACGGCACUAGCAAUAGAAAAAAGGUAUUUAAUAAAUUAAAUGUUUUAUUAUAACGCAUUAUCUAGUUAUUUUAUUGUCGGACCACGAAGUUUUAAUGAACGUUAAAAUUUGAGCUAACUUCAGGGUGUCGGUUUUUUGUGAUGGUUUGCGCGCGCAUAGUAAAUAGUGAGCUUGCGGACGCUGCAUUCCCCUCUCACUCGGUUUCGCAACUACAUUCAUCCUGUUAAAUCGUGUAACCAUGUGCGCGCGCAUUUCGUUACAUCGCUAACGAAGUACAACCUCGAAAAUAUAGAAAUACCUAAGUACGUGAGUUCAUUUCUGAGGCUUUUGAUAUUAUCUUAUGGAGCUUUGCACAGCGAUUCAUGACUAUCGUUUUUAAUCUACAGUGUGUAAAUAUUCAUGUUUUUAAAAUGUGGCAGCGGCGAUAUGUCAAUGUAUCUGUCCACUCACGACGUUCGAUCCUCGAUACAAAAUGACUGGUUUUAUGAAACCUGUCAUUUUUAACGCUGGUGUAAUCGCGGGUUUACUUGAAAGUUUAUAACAAGUUUUAUAACCGAAUGGCGUAUGGGAAUUGAUUAUACCCUGUCCGAUCCGAAUCCUAGAAAAUACGCGCACAGCUCACAAAUCUGAACUGGAUUGGAUUGUUCUAAAAUACUUAUUCUAUAAUAGGUUUGGUUAUUUGGUUUAAUACUAAUGCUAUAAGAGGUAUCAGUGCUUACAUUUGUGUGAGUGAUAGCUUCUUUUUGAGCCCAGUUUUCACCAUCAACGUAGGUACCUAUACCUAGUAUCGACAAGGCUGGAAGGCGGAAGAAUUCUUGUACAGUGCUGUAUGUAAUUUAAUAAUAUCCUAGGAAAUUAUUACUUUAACUCAUAAUAAUGUAAUGUCUUGUGGAUUAACAUAAUAAUCUUAAUAAAUGUAGUUUUUUAUCGA